AUGGGCUCCAUUGGAAUUCCCAUCAAGCUGCUCAACGAGGCUCAAGGCCACUCCGUCACUCUGGAGCUUACAUCCGGCGAAACAUAUCGUGGCAAACUUCUCGAAGCUGAAGAUAAUAUGAACGUUCAGCUGCGGGACGUUACUGUAACUGCACGCGAUGGCCGUGUAUCGCAUCUUGAGCAAGUCUAUGUCCGUGGCUCACACGUUCGCAUGUUUAUUGUGCCCGACAUGCUCAGACUUGCACCAAUGUUUCGGCCGAAAACCCUGGCCAAGGUCCGUGGUGCUGCGCAGCCUUCGCGCGGGCGUGGCGGAAUGCGCCGGCGGCCGGGUCCUCGAUAA
This is a messenger RNA of Magnusiomyces paraingens, 339 nucleotides long. RefSeq lists its product as uncharacterized. NCBI's taxonomy places the organism in Eukaryota, Fungi, Ascomycota, Dipodascomycetes, Dipodascales, Dipodascaceae. Gene Ontology annotation, cellular component: pICln-Sm protein complex; commitment complex; catalytic step 2 spliceosome. The transcript has 4 exons. Gene Ontology annotation, molecular function: RNA binding. Gene Ontology annotation, biological process: spliceosomal snRNP assembly; RNA processing. The coding region runs from base 1 to 339 and encodes 112 amino acids. The record is from RefSeq and is a predicted model, not a curated record.